AUGCAGACCUUUGUCCGUCUUUGGGGAACAUCUAAAGCCAGAAAUGCGCGUUUCCUCGCGACGGCGACCCCCUCUCCUGCUCUGCUCGAAUCCGACGCUAGGCUCUACUGGUCACUUCGCCGAACCCUUCGAGUGCUCGCCCAGACAAUAAGACGACGAUCUCGCGACCCUGUAUGGAACGUCGUAGAUUUACGGGGGAGUCACCUGCAGCGUGUGAAGGCAUUGCAGGCUAGCGGUAUCUCCGUAGCUACCCACCGUCAAUGGUCGCAAGCGUUGCAUGAAGGCAGCGAAGCGUCGAACACGUCUGGCCCUGCAAACGAAUUCAAUGACACCAUCGCCCGCUUAAACCUGAAGCUGAUAGACGAUGUGCAAUUCAAAGACACUCUCGAGUUCGCGUCUUCCGCACAGCCCGCCAUCAUCAAAAACGAUCAGCCACCAACCUACUUCAUCCUCUAUAUUCUCUUCCACCUCACCCGAACUCCUGCACAGGCUCAUAGGGCCCUUUCGUUGGUCAUUGGUCACCUUCCGUAUGCUACCCCCGAAAAUCGCCCUCUGCUUCUUUUGGUCACGGCACAUAUUUUGGCUGCACACAGGGACUUGCCCGCGUUAGACCAUUUGGUCUCCAUCUUCCUCGCUCUACCUCUCUUCAGUACCUCAUGGCAUUUCAACUUGCUCCUGCAGGGCAUCGCUCGGUAUGCUGUCUCUCCGGACAGCGGCCGUACCAUGGGCGGUCUUGCCGUCAAGAUCUUGCAAGUCAUGCGAUCCCGCGAGCUGUCUGUCCUGUCCGACACAUACACCAUUCUCUUGCGGAAUCGGUACAUUACGACAGAGUUGGCCACCACUCUGAACGAACUCAUGAUUGCUCAGGGCUUCAGUCCAAACAUAAAACACCUUGAAUUAUAUGCACACGUAUUCGCUCGUCGUUCUGCUAUUCGUCUCAGCGACACGUAUCUCCGUACCGUUCGUAGCAUGAUAGGUGAGAAGGAGGAACAAGACUCAGACGCUUAUCCCAAGACACCCAACACGGCUACAUAUCGGUAUCGCCUCAAUCUGAUCAGGAGCAAUUCGAAGGUCAUACAGCGAAAUGGACGGCCUCCACUGCCUGAGGACCCGGCGGAGUGGGCAGCCCAGUUCUAUGCACGCGCGCAAGACAAAUCAAUACCCGGAACAAACCUCGUCGAGUAUUUCGCGUGGUGCAAGAAAAAAGUCCCGUUCCUCCGCCCCGCCACAAAUGUCACAUACAGCAUCUUGAUGAGUGCUUUGCUCUUACGUCGGGAUUAUGAACUUGCGAAAGAGGUGUGGGAUGACUAUCGUGCUUCUGGGCUUCAGUUAGAUCGACGCGCGCUGGGAGUAGGACUCGAGGUCCUCACCCGGGCAGGAGACCUUCAAGAGGCCUUUGAUCUUCUCGAGAAGAGUUAUUGGCGAUCGAAGACCAUUCAACCCACUUUUUGGCCACACAGGAAUAUUUUGACCAAGGGGGCGAUCGAUAUCGUGACGAUCAAUAGCUUCAUGAAGAGCUUGUUAAUCGUAGGCAGGCCCGAUCUUGUAUAUAUGCUAUGGGAGAACAUGGGGACUCUUUACAGCACCAAACCUGACUCUGAAACCCUCCGCAUGCUUCUAGAUGCUGCUCGGAUGGCGUCCCGCUCCUUCGAAUCACUCUCUGGUGCUCUUCGCGAGCUUGGCUUCCGUAACCCAUUCCAUCGAAACACGCCACCUCAUGAAGGGCCUUCGUCUAUGACUGAGGCUCGCUUGCUCAUCCUAGCUCAGUUGAGAGAUGCCGCUAAUGACCACGUCAAGCCUACGAAUUUUUGGGGCGACGUUGUAGCCUGGCGUCGUGCGUGUAGCAUAUUCAGGGAUAUAAUCCUCAGUAAUUGGCCCGAGCUCGUGCAUGUCCAAUCCCCUGCGCAAGCUCUUCGGACCUCGAGCGACGACAUCGCCAGUUCUCCUAUGGUGGAAAUCAAGCGUACCCUUUUCCCUCCCCAUCCGUCUCACUUUCAACACGCUUCCGUGCAUAUCAUUCCCGAGCAUGCCGUUCUACACAAGGGGCUGUAUCCAUCGGUUGCAUAUUCUUCCGUAGACCCCUCUGAGCGCGCUUUCGUAUCAUACAUCGCCCUCCUCGUCUCGCAGUCACUCGCAUCGGACAUUCCUCUGGCCCUCGCGUGGAUGCGGGCUCUUGACGUGCACCCGUCGCGUAGCACCAUUGCAUUGGCGCUGGUGAGUUGGAGAGAGGUGAGCGCCAGUGCACCAUUGUUGGAGACGUGGAGUCGCGGUAGCAGCAGCAGUGAAUAUACGAAACUGGUUGAUUGGGUUUUGGAUUGGGUUGGGGAAGAGAACAUGCCGUCGAAUGAAGCGAUUGGGAAGGCUGUCAGACGUGUAUCGUUUCUACGCAGGGGCUCCGUGUCGUGGUGAUAGAAGGUCGAAAAAUUGUUAUAAUACGCUCAGCCACCACACUAUGCUUGUUCUACGCGAGUUUUCAACUGCAUUUCGAUUCAUGGG
Molecule: messenger RNA, 2496 nt
Organism: Heterobasidion irregulare TC 32-1
Lineage: Eukaryota; Fungi; Basidiomycota; Agaricomycetes; Russulales; Bondarzewiaceae
Exons: 1
Coding region: 1-2409 (802 amino acids)
Molecular function (GO): protein binding
Source: RefSeq, a predicted model, not a curated record